UCACUCGCAAGGCGCAACGUAACAUAAUGGUUAAAGAAUGGUGCAAUACAAGUUAUACAACCUAGGGUUGCGUGGUUGUAUUGCCAUAACCACCCGGUACUUAAAAAUUCCAAAGAACAUUCCACAGUUAGAUCCAUUUCUGUCUAAAAAUUCAAAUAACCCAAGUAUCACUUGUACCAGAAUGCAUUCAAACAUUAAAAUUGUCAAUCAAAAAAGUAAUGUGCGCGUUGAAGUGCUUCCAGCUUUGAAAGACAACUAUAUGUAUUUGAUUGUUGAUGAAACAAGUAAAGAUGCUGCCAUUGUUGAUCCAGUUGAACCACGAAAGGUAAUUAAAGCUGUUGAAAAGGCAGGAAUUCGGCUUAAGAUGGCCUUGACUACCCAUCAUCAUUGGGAUCAUGCAGGAGGAAAUGAAGAACUUGUCAAACUUGUUCCUGGGCUACCUGUGUUUGGUGGUGAUGACAGGAUAGGAGCAUUGACCAAUAAAAUCAAACAUAAUGACAAAAUCAAGAUAGGAAAUCUUGAUGUGAAAUGUCUUUUUACACCUUGCCAUACAACAGGACAUAUCUGUUUCCAUGUUACUACAAAAGAUGACAAAAAUGGAGCUGUUUUCACAGGAGAUACUUUGCUUCUAUCAGGCUGUGGAAGGUUUUUUGAAGGAACUAAGGAACAAAUGUAUCACGCAUUGAUAGAGGUUCUUAGUGAACUGUCUAAUGACACGCUGGUUUAUUGUGGUCAUGAAUACACUGUUAAAUCCCUGAUGUUUGCUGAACAUGUUGAACCAGAUAACGCUAGGACAAAAGAAAAAAUUAAAUGGUGUAAGGAGCAAAGACAAAAAAAUGAUCCCACUAUCCCAUCAACAAUUGGUGAAGAAAAACAAUACAACCCAUUUAUGAGAGUCAGAGAGGCGUCCAUUCACGAGUUUUGUGGGACAAGCAAUCCAGUUAACGCAAUGGGUAUACUUCGCGAAAAGAAAAAUAAAUUCAAAGGAUAAAAAUGUAAACUUAAUGUUUAAUGAUGAUUACAAUAAAAAUACUUAAUGUAACAUCAAUAAAUGUUUAAAUGUUUAUAUCAAAGCAAGAUAUGUAAAUAAACCACAGUAAGUUUCUAUGAGCGAUAAUAAAACAGCAAGUACGGUGUUGAAAA
This is a messenger RNA of Xenia sp. Carnegie-2017, 1143 nucleotides long. Its product is annotated as hydroxyacylglutathione hydrolase, mitochondrial-like. Gene Ontology annotation, molecular function: hydroxyacylglutathione hydrolase activity. The record is from RefSeq and is a predicted model, not a curated record. The transcript has 9 exons. Bases 38 to 991 code for a protein of 317 amino acids. Lineage: Eukaryota; Metazoa; Cnidaria; Anthozoa; Malacalcyonacea; Xeniidae.